Messenger RNA from Eutrema salsugineum, 630 nucleotides. RefSeq lists its product as uncharacterized. NCBI's taxonomy places the organism in Eukaryota, Viridiplantae, Streptophyta, Magnoliopsida, Brassicales, Brassicaceae. The transcript is spliced from 2 exons. The coding region runs from base 1 to 630 and encodes 209 amino acids. The record is from RefSeq and is a predicted model, not a curated record.
AUGGAAUCCAACGCCACCUCUCUAUGGGGUAACCUCAAACGAAAUUCCCAAGCGAUGCUAGUCAUAGUCAUCAUCGCCGUUGUCUUCAUUACUUUGUUUUACAUUUUAGCACAUUUACAAGAAAUAGAAGAAAAAAGAAGAAAUCAUGUCCCGGAUAUUACAAUACCUUCUAUGGACUUCACGGUACUUAAUAUAACCAAGACUCGUCUUAGUGUAAAAUGGGAUUUAUUGAUAAGGAUUCCCGGAGAUCUUCCUGGUUACUAUAUGUGUCUCGAAGGAGAUUUUAAGGUUUUCAUAGUUUACGAAGGUGUAACCAUCGCUGAUUCAUCAAUACAGAGAUACAACAAUCUCAAAAGAGAUUAUCCGCAGCUACUUAGGGUUUCAGCGGCUGUCUCUGAAGAAGAUAUUGGCGGAUUGUUUGGUAAAGAGAUUAACAAAGAUAUGAAAGAGAAGAGGGAAGUGCAUUUUGGAUCUCGGUUUUCUCUUACCGAUUGUAGGGAAGAUACGACAGGAGUUUUGAGCUACGCGUGCGAUGAUAUCACCUUGCGGUUCGAACCAGGUUCCGAGAUGAAGGCGACUUUGUUUGUUGAGAACAAACGCCACCCACGCUGCAUCCAUUUUGUUGACUAA